Messenger RNA from Fonticula alba, 508 nucleotides. RefSeq lists its product as hypothetical. The record is from RefSeq and is a predicted model, not a curated record. Bases 48 to 437 code for a protein of 129 amino acids. Lineage: Eukaryota; Rotosphaerida; Fonticulaceae. The transcript is spliced from 3 exons.
ACACACACACACACACACGGACGCACGCGCACGCACGCGCACAUAGCAUGGCCCCGCCCGGCAUGACCCCCGACGGCCGCGCUGGCCCGGGGAAUGAUGGCCCGCGGCUUUCCGGCGCGGACUUCCUGGCGUCCAUCCGCACCAACGGCGUGCUCGACCAGCUGGUGGCCGCGGCCACCGAGGAGCUCACGGCCUCGGGGACCCUCGCCAACAUGGACCAGACCAUCCACCGGAGCAUGGUGGAGUACGCCGCCGGGCAUGACCACUCGAGGGCCGGGCCCAUGCGCGUCGGCGACCUGGUCAAGCAUGUCCAGGCCCACAAUCCCGAUCUGCGCGAUCUGCCCAAACGCAUCGCCGACAUGGUCCGCGACAAUCCCCGGCUCAUGGCCAUGAUCAGUGCGGAGCUCGAGCGCCUGGCAGCCGCGGGCGGCUCCUAGAAGCAGCUCCCACCCAGCGGCUCGCCCCGCCCCGCGGAAUAAUAUAGACACACGCAACAUGCAUGCGCCCG